Molecule: messenger RNA, 483 nt
Organism: Rhinocladiella mackenziei CBS 650.93
Lineage: Eukaryota; Fungi; Ascomycota; Eurotiomycetes; Chaetothyriales; Herpotrichiellaceae
Product: cyanate hydratase
Exons: 3
Coding region: 1-483 (160 amino acids)
Molecular function (GO): DNA binding; cyanate hydratase activity
Source: RefSeq, a predicted model, not a curated record
AUGUCUCUUGCGACUCUCGAUACAUCACAACAUCCUAACCUGCGCACCUCAUCCGUGACCUUGUUCGAGGCAAAAGCGAAGAAACAGGUAACUUUCGAGGCGAUUGCGAAAGAGAUUGGUCGAGAUGAGGUUGCGGUUGCUGCCUUAUUCUAUGGACAAGCAAAAGCCUCUCCUGAAGAUAUCAAAAAGUUGUCAGACUACUUGGAUAUUGAUCAUGCUACUCUCGAGUCGCAGAUGAGCGGUUUCCCAGAUCGAGGAAAAAGUGUGGAAAUGCCUCCAAAAGAACCUUUGAUCUACCGGUUGUAUGAGAUUGUGCAAAACUACGGAUACGCCUACAAGGCUGUUUUGAAUGAAAAGUUUGGCGAUGGUAUCAUGAGUGCAAUUUCAUUCUCCACACAUGUUGAGAAAGAGAUUGACAAAGAUGGAAACGCUUGGGUCAAUAUUCAUCUUCGGGGUAAAUGGUUGCCUUUUAGCCGAUUCUAG